GUGAUAUGAAUAAAGACUAGCAAAUGCUUUUAUCUAAAUCUCCAUGUACAUUUACACUAGGCCUUCCUGUACAAAACCGGAGUAAAAGCAUUUGCUAGUCUUUAUUCAUAUCACCCAUUUUUUCGAAUCAUGCAAAUGGUUGCCCGUUCAGGCGUUCAUUUUUCAAAAGGCCAGGCCUAUACCCGUUGAUCCCGCAGAUUUGUCCAGGCUAAUUGAUAUAUCAGCCAUACGGAUUAUAACAUUUUGCAUAUUUCAAAACGACGCCUCGCAUGUAUGUUUCAUAACUAUUUUUCAAUUCUGCGACUCGGCAACCUGAAGUCUGGCUGUCCUUGUGUCACAACCUAUAACAUUCGAGAAGACGGGUCAACUUUGACGGCAGAUAUAUUUGUCAAGGAGUACAUCUAAAUUCCGUGAUCAAGCGUGAAAAUAUCAAAUUAGAUUUGAAAUAUUUCAGGAGUUUUUCGAUACAUUGUAUCCUUAUUGUGACCAUACCAUCACCAUAAUAACUCAAAAUUGAAAAGUACACAGUUUUAGCUUAACAAACUUGUUCAAGUUACCGGAGACAAAAAAAACACAGACACUUGGACGGAAAUUGCUUUCUUAUUGGACCGAGGGCGUCUUUUAAUUUGACCCCACUUCUCAUGCCAGUAACGCCAGACAGCGCGAGAGCUGAAAUGUCAGGGGAGACAACCAUGUUGGAUGACGCCACGAAGGAGCGGUGCAGACGAGAAUUAUUUGAAACUGAAGAAGACCGAAAAAGUCGGUUGGAUUCGCUCAGGACAUGGGUAAAGGACCAUCCAUAUUUGACAGCACGAACAGACGACAAUUUCUUGCUGCGUUUCAUCCGCACCGCCAAGUACUCGUUGCUGACGGCCCAGCAGCGAAUAGAGAAGUUCUGCGUGAGCCGAUCAUCUUUAGGCGACGGGGAACCGAAGUGGUUUGAGAACCAAGUCCUGGACAAGGACGCUUAUGACUACUUAAAAAAAGGGUUUCUGUACCAACUCCCUGGCACCGAUGAUGAAGGGAGAUUGAUCAUAAUGGUCAAAUUUGGUGCCCUAAACCCCAAGAAAAUGGACUUCGAUAUGCUGUUCCGGGCUAUCUAUCUUGUCUUCGACAUGCUGCUCAUCGAUGAGCGGACACAGAUAAACGGCAUCAACAUCCUCAUGGACGCCCAAGGGAUCACGCUAUCCCAUCUAAAACCCUUCACGCCUGCCGUUACCAAGAGAUGUCACGGAGUAUGGCAGGAUGUCUAUCCCGUGCGGCUGAAAGCCAUCCAUUACAUCAACCUCCCCGGCUUCUUCAAGACCUUCCUCGAUGUGUGCAAGCCCUUCUUAAAGGACAAAUACAAAGAUAGGAUGUUUUACCACAAUAAGUCCGAUGCCUCGACCGGGAUUGUCCCACGACGAAUGCUCCCGACAGAGUUAGGAGGGGAGGCUGGUCCCACCAUGGAUUUAGUUGAUAAAACGAUGGAAAGAAUCAAAAAUUGCGGGGAAGAAUACGAAAAGCUCAAGAUGUGCGGUGUGGACGACCGGAAGCGGCCCCGAGAGGUAAUAGAGGGCGACUGUUGGGGGAUGGUGGGCUCGUUUAGGAAGAUCUCCAACUAGUGCCCAACCCACGUUGGAACAUUGGCAUUUUGAAAGGAGUUUCAGUGUUCGUCGAACGCGAUGCCUCGACGAAUUUUGCUGCACGACGUGGAACUUCUUCGUGGGCACUGGUUCCACCAUUGCAUUCAAGUCAUCAUCUCCUUAGCAGGCGCACAAUUCUAGAUUAUGGAGUUGAUCUUACCACACGGUGCAUGAUUGGCUGGGAUGAUGAGGAAGAAAAUUCAACGUUCAACACAAUGCAAUAUAAACAUUUUGCUACACACUUGCCCAAAUAGCACUGGAUUACUGUGAUGUAUAAGAAUUGACCAGGCGAACGGAUAUGGGUUCCAUUAGAGUUCGCGGCAAGAUUUCAGGUGAUACCAGUUUGGCUCCGCAUCAGGGUUCAGAUAAAAAUGAUUGAAGUAAGCCUGAAACUGCAUAGAGCAUUUGCAAAUGACGUCAACGGCUUUGUGUUCAAUGCGUAGCACGCUCGUAGAGAGCCUAUAGCAUCAAUCAAGUCAUUUUCAUUUAUCCUUUGGCUUUGGAAAAUAACUGACCAGUAUCGAAAGCUAUAGUCGCACAUUUAUAUAUUCAACGACCAACUCCAAAUUACACUUCACCUGAAGGGACUGUUAAUUUUCACAUUUUGCCUAACCUUGGUUGUCUCAUCUCGAUCGAAUUCACCAGUAUGCAUUAGUAUACUGGUCUUUUGUGAUAUAAUAGGGUGAUAGGACAUGUUGCAUCUCGUGUGAUAGAGUACUCAUUUCAUGCACUGACUUCGGGUUUGUGGCUCGUGGUUCACAGCGUGCAGAUGCUACGAGACCAGCAGGUUGGAUAAAGUGCAAUUCAUUUUCUGUUUUGCGUGAUGUGUCUCUGAUAAAACGUUUGUUUGAAUAAUGAAAUAAAGGAGUUUUAACACUGUGACAGUAGAAACAAAA
Messenger RNA from Lineus longissimus, 2521 nucleotides. Its product is annotated as alpha-tocopherol transfer protein-like. The transcript is spliced from 7 exons. Gene Ontology annotation, cellular component: membrane. The record is from RefSeq and is a predicted model, not a curated record. The coding region runs from base 642 to 1604 and encodes 320 amino acids. Gene Ontology annotation, molecular function: phosphatidylinositol bisphosphate binding. NCBI's taxonomy places the organism in Eukaryota, Metazoa, Nemertea, Pilidiophora, Heteronemertea, Lineidae.